This is a messenger RNA of Gekko japonicus, 3802 nucleotides long. RefSeq names its product thioredoxin-related transmembrane protein 3 (gene TMX3). Gene Ontology annotation, molecular function: protein disulfide isomerase activity. The record is from RefSeq and is a predicted model, not a curated record. Gene Ontology annotation, cellular component: endoplasmic reticulum. Gene Ontology annotation, biological process: peptidyl-cysteine oxidation. The transcript is spliced from 16 exons. Lineage: Eukaryota; Metazoa; Chordata; Lepidosauria; Squamata; Gekkonidae.
CCUGCCAGUAUGGUAGCCACGGAAAGAGCGCGGCGUAGCCUUUUGUGGGCAACUGUUGCUGCAUUUAUCCUAGCUGUAAAUGCGUCUUUUGUGGAAGACUUAGAUGACUCGUUUAAAGAAAACCGUAAAAAUGACAUUUGGCUUGUAGAUUUUUAUGCACCUUGGUGUGGUCAUUGCAAGAAACUGGAGCCUGUGUGGAAUGAAGUUGGUAAAGAAAUGAAAAGCAUUGGAUCUCCAGUUAAAGUUGGAAAGAUGGAUGCCACUUCGUAUUCUAGUAUUGCAUCUGAGUUUGGAGUUCGAGGCUAUCCAACAAUUAAGCUGCUGAAGGGUGACUUGGCAUACAACUAUAGAGGAUCUAGGACCAAAGAUGACAUCAUUGAGUUUGCAAACAGAGUAGCAGGGCCUGUUAUCCGAACUCUCCCUAGCCAGCAGAUGUUUGAACAUGUACAGAAGAGGCACCGGGUACUUUUUGUGUACGUUGGUGGGGAAUCACCAUUAAAGGAAAAAUACAUAGAAGUUGCUUCCGAACUAAUUGUUUAUACAUACUUUUUUUCUGCCUCAGAAGAGGUAUUACCUGAGUAUGUGACUCUCCCUGAAAUGCCAGCUGUUCUAGUUUUUAAAGAUGGAACUUACUUUGCAUAUGAUGAAUAUGAAGAUGGUGACUUGUCAUCCUGGAUAAACAGAGAGAGAUUCCAGGGAUAUCUUAAUGUAGAUGGAUUUACACUCUAUGAGCUUGGAGACACAGGCAAACUUGUGGCGAUUGCAGUUAUUGAUGAUAAGAAUUUUUCCGCUGAACAUACUAGGUAAGUUGUUAUGGUCAAAUUGGUAUUAAGGAGAUGGAGAAGCUUUUUUAACAGGAACUUCCAGUUUGGCCACAUGGAUGGAAAUGAAUACAUUAAUAGUUUACUAAUGGAUGAUUUGAAAAUCCCCACUGUUGUUGUAUUGAACACAUCCAAUCAACAAUAUUUCCUGCCUCAUAAACCCAUCGAGAACUCUGAAGAUAUGGUACAGUUCAUUAAUGAGAUCUUGGAAGGCACUGUAGAAGCACAAGGUGGAGAUGGAAUUCUUCAAAGAAUCAAGAGAAUAAUUUAUGAUGCCAAGUCUACUGUAGGAUCUGUUUUCAAGAGUUCCCCACUUCUGGGCUGCUUUCUCUUCGGCCUACCACUGGGUGUCAUCAGCAUCAUGUGUUACGGAAUUUGUACUGCUGACACUGAUGGAGGUUCAGGGGAAGCAGAGCCACUGACGGAGGAAACAGCAGGCCGGGAGCUGACUGACGAAGGCACUGAAGGCACUGAUGAAGGCACAGAAGAAGAACAGGAGGGGAUGAGUGAAGAAGCCAUGGAACUUGCAGAUGAAGGAGCCACAGAACUUGCAGGUGGAGAGCCGGAACAGAAAACGAUAUUGGAAAAGAAAAAAGACUAAACUGAUAGCUAAAGAGUUUCUCUGUAGAAUUUCAAAAUAUUUAUUGAAUUUAUUGAAUUCAGCCAUUUACCUGCAACCUUCAGAGAAAAGACAUUUUUGUCAAUUUUAUUUGCAUGCUUUAAAUAGCUUGGCAGUGAUGAGAAGGAGUGGGUGGGAGCUUUGGGCUUUGAAGUCUCAUUCUUAGCUUGUUGGGGAAAAAAACAGAUUUAGGAAUAUACAUGGAUGUCAUUUCUUAAUGAUGUGUUACUGUUUGCGGGCUGCCACUGGGCAACAGAUAAUCCUUUUCUGGUGCCUGUUCUGAGGUUAAACAAUAUGACCAAAGUAAACAAAAGUCACCUUUAUUAUAUGUAUACCUAUGUUUGAAAGCAGGGAUGAUCUCAGAAACUGUAGAAUGAAAUCUGUAUAUAUAACUGAACUUUAGAAACUCUUUAUUGGAGAACAUGCACUGAAGAUGUUACAAAACCUAUUUUUACUUUAGUUAUUGUAGAUUUUACAAAGCAAUUCCAUUUUGCCCCUUGAAGUAAACAUAAGUUCUACUUAUCUGCUGAAGAGGAGUAUGAGUGUCUCCUCAGAAUGACAGUUAAUACAAGUUUUUAAAGAUAUUAAAUUUGCAUCUGCCUCCUGCUUUGAUACAGUGAAAAAAAUGUUACAGAUUUUUUUUAAACCCAUUGGUUUCUGUAUUUUACUUUAAAAACAAAGUAUGGUUUACUUGAAGAGGAAAUAUCCUUAUAUCCCUCCCAAGUACUUGACAAACCUGUGGGCUCAAUUUGCUCAUAAUAUCACUGACUGAAUACUCUGUAUGGAUGUAUGUGUAUGUUGGGUACAUGAUUCCAUGACAAAUUUUCAUCCAGUGUAUCAUAAUAUUCAGUCUUGUUACAUCUUUGACAUGCACCAGUGGGGGAAAAAUAUUUAAACAAAUAUUAACUUGUUAACAUGGAUAUCUGCACUUAUGUCUCUGACUACAGGCUGUUGACUGGAGGAAGAGUUAAUUAUCUGUAGCACUGUUAACAGUUAUAGAAAAGGGAGUAUUUGUCACCAUAAUGCAUUUUUAUUAGUUGCUUAAUCAUAUAAGUCAUCUCUAAUACUUCCCCAUGACAUUGAAAGAGAAUAAGCUGUCUUCAGAGUUGGGAUCUCCUGGGGUAAGCCGUAAGAUGGUGUUGGGAGUAUUGAUACCAUGGUGAUUACCAUAGCAACCAAGCCUAUGCUGCUCAUUUUCAGUACUGAGGCUGUGUCACAUUCAGUUGUAAAAAUAUAAAACAUAAAAGCUUUUCAGCUUGUUGAUCACUGUACAACCUUUUGAUAUAAUGUGGAUAUUAUCCAUACUGGGCAGCUCAGUAUAGUUAGUAUAUAUGUAUUCUAUUCUAAAGAAAUUUAGGAUUGAAUAGAUUAAAAAAAAAAAACUAAAGAGACUGGUUAAGUUGCACAAAGGUAGACUCUUGCUUUCUCUGUAGAAGCCAAAAUCCAGGAAAACACAGUCCAACUGAACAAGAUUUUCUAACUUAAGAAAUGUUAAUAGGAUAAAAAUUAUGCUGCCUAUGCAUACUGGUUGUGUUUCUAGUAAGGAUCACUUUUAUUUCAUUGAGAAGAAUUAAUGAUUUUGAUAGAAGUGCAUAUUGCUUUUCAUAAAAAGAAACCAUGAGGACUACAGUUACUCUGCCCCCAAGAGGGAAUUACUGUUUUGUUUAUUUUCAUUUAUAGAUCAUUUAAAAAUGUUUGUGACAGUUUGGCUGUGUGAUCCUUUUUAUAUUAUUUCAAUAUGAGCAGUUCAUUUCAGUUGUGGCUAUAUCAAAGAGCAAAGUCCUUCUAAAAGUAUUUUUUGGUUCCAGAGUUCUUGGGAUGUCAUUCAAAUCUUGUCUUAUACCUACAGUUAGCUUUUCACAUAUGGUGAUUUCUUCCAGCUACAGGAAGAACUCCUCCAUUUUUGCUGCAUACUCCAUGACAGACUCAAGAGUUUGGUAUCUGCUCCCUAGAGUCUAGAUUCUCUGUGGCAGGGAGGCAGCCUUCAGGUGGUGUACCUUUUGUUGCUUUGAAUAUUCUUUAGCGUAGCAGGCUUAAAGAAAGCUUGCUUAAGCCUAUUAUUGCUAAUGCUUUAAAAAUGAUAUUUUAAUUAGAUCUUUGUUCCCAUAGCUACUGGUUGUGGCUAAAUUCUCUUCCAGGUCUAAAGGGUGUACAUUCCAAGAUAACAGAUCCUUCGAACACUUCUUCAAAUUAUAUAGUAUUAAGCAAGUAGAUUUUGAGUGGUUUGGUCAGUGUCAGUUUAAGAAUAUAUUUGUUUGCCAUUCCGCUUAUGGUCAAACUACCUGCUGUUAUCCAAACUGAAAUCUGUUUACCACUUCAUUCCAUAUAUGUGACAUUAUAGUUGACUGUACUUUAAUUGAUG